Dicrocoelium dendriticum is the source of this 1902-nucleotide messenger RNA. Lineage: Eukaryota; Metazoa; Platyhelminthes; Trematoda; Plagiorchiida; Dicrocoeliidae. The record is from the annotation of a GenBank genome assembly.
GUUUUACACCCUGUUUUGCCUUUUUAUUGUGGUAGUUUUACGGUUGUAUACGUGUUUUUAAAUUCUGCGUUGUUUUCCACUUCAAUAUGGUCGUCUCGCGAAAAACCGGGACGGAUGAAGCCCUCGCGUCUUCGUUUGAUGAGUCAAAUGCACCUUGCAGCAAUUCUGCCUGUUCAAGGCCAGUCACAGAUUCAUCUGGUGGUAUGCAGUGUGAUAUUUGCUCUCGUUGGUAUCACAAAAGUUGUACCGGCCUCCGAGCGAAUCAGUACAAGAUGCUAUCAUCCAGUGAAAGCCUUCUUUUUAGAUGUGCUGAUUGUUGCGCUCAGAAAGCGAAGCUCCCGGCUUUCACCUGUGCUGAAUUCAAAGCACUAGCGUCCAGAUUCACAGUUGUCGAGAAGGCAUUAGCCGAGCUUGCCUCACUUGCCUCGCUCAAUUCUAAAGUGGAUUUGAUUAUGAAAUCCCUGAAUAUCGCGAAUGUGGACGCUGUAACUGACUGUCCUGCUGAUAGUCCAACCGUUGACGAGGAGUUCAUCCUACCGGACGCUCCUGUUCACGUGGAUAUGACAGACACAGAUGCCUCGGACGGCAUUGUUGACCCUCCCCAAAUGGAAGGCGAAUCACGGGCUCCUGAGCCAUUAAAGAAUAAGCGUAAGAGAGUAAGGAAAGCGCGCAAACCCUCCGCCCCCAAACCGGAAGGUGACAAAAUGCUCAAGAAGCAAGCGCCUGCUUUGAAAACACCACCUGGUGUUGCACUUCCCUCAGUGAGACAAGAGGUGCCGUCGCCUUCGGUUUCACCAAUUCCCGUCAGACAACCAUAUGGCGUGGAUGGUAGAGCAUGUGGUGUAAAUACACCUCGUCGAGGCGAUUCUUACACAGAUAGCAGUGUGAUUUUCAGAAACGUCACUGAAUCCACUGCAGCUCUUCCUGCCGAGCGCAUGCUUGAGGAUCUUGAUUGGCUUAAAGUUUGUGUGACCAGGCUUUUACCACCAGGUUUCCCUGGCGUUACUGUCAGGAAGCUCAUCAGAUUGGGGAACGUUACGGUUGGUCAACCAAAUCCUCGACCCCGUUUGCUUAGGGUGGUCCUCUCCACCCCAGAAGAGCGCAGGGCCUUACUGAGAUUUGCCUUCAAACUCAAAGGUACCGCGGUUAGUGUGCAACCAGACCUUCCGUUAGCGGAUAGGUUAAAGUUAAAGGAAGCCAUCAGAGACCUAAAAGCCCGGCGUGCAGCUGGCGAGCAAGGUCUCCGAUUGGUGGGUUUUCAGGUGGUCAGCCGGCGGUCCUUUUCCGCCCUGCCAGAACCUAUACUAAUUGCGCACGACCCAGGGCUGGUCGGGCCGAAACACUCCAAGUAGUACUUAGUAACGUGCGUAGCCUGAGGAACAAAAUGUGCGAGGUGGGUCUGCUCGUAGACAAAUCUCGUCCAGAUAUACUUGCUUUCACCGAAACGUGGCUGUCUGAGGAAAUCACAGAUGGCGAAGUAUAUCUGCCUGGCUACGCACUGUUCCGCGCUGAUCGCUCCACUGGCCGUCAAGGGGGUGGUGUAGCUCUUUAUGUGAGUUAUCACAUCGACGUAUUGAGGACCAGCGUUUUUCAGUCUCUCGACAAAUCUGUUGAGGCUCUCGCAGUCUUGAUUUGCGCUUCCUCGGUUCAGGUUACGGUUGUGUUAGUGUAUAGAAGCCCUAUGAGCACCUCCAAUGGAAUCAUUGACUUUAUACGCACUCACUCUGCGAACAAGUGUCUGGUGCUGGGAGACUUUAACCUCCCAGAUGUUUGUUGGGAUGAUCUAUCUUGCAGUUCGACGCUGGAAUCGUUCGGUACAGAACUGCUGGACUUGACGCUGCAGGUACCACUACACCAGUUCGUGGACCUCCCCACUAGGUACAUGAGCAAUCAGCAGCCGUC